This is a messenger RNA of Populus nigra (black poplar), 2066 nucleotides long. Its product is annotated as probable galacturonosyltransferase 9. The coding region runs from base 200 to 1876 and encodes 558 amino acids. Gene Ontology annotation, molecular function: polygalacturonate 4-alpha-galacturonosyltransferase activity. Lineage: Eukaryota; Viridiplantae; Streptophyta; Magnoliopsida; Malpighiales; Salicaceae. The transcript has 3 exons. The record is from RefSeq and is a predicted model, not a curated record.
ACACCGACGCCGACGCGUCACUUAAAAUAAACUAGACAGAUUCCGUUUUGGGUAUGAACGGAAACUUCUUUUUCUCUUUCAAACUUCAGCGAUCCAGCUUCAGCCUUCAGCCUUCAGCCUUCAGCUCUAACUAGAAAACCAUACACAAAAUAAAUUAUACAAAAAUAAUAAUAAUUCAGAUCCUUAUUAAAAUCCAUCGAUGGCGGUGGCCGUCCGAGGAAUCCGAGGGGGAGGCAGCGGCGGCAUCAAUGGUGGAUUACGUGCCUUUUUCUCUCACCGGAUCUUCAUCUCCGCCACGUUCACUCUUCUAUUCCUCGCCACUCUCUCUGCUCUCUUCUCCCCUCACCCUCACCACCACCCCUCACUGCCUAGUAGCGGAAAUGCUUACGUGCAACGCACUUUUUUGGCGAUCAAAUCAGAUCCGUUGAAAACACGAUUAGAUUUGAUAUAUAAGCAAGCAAAUGAUCACAUGACGUUAGUUAAUGCAUACGCCGCGUAUGCGAGAAAGCUGAAGCUUGAUAUUUCUAGGCAGUUAAGAAUGUUUGAUGAAUUAGAUAAGAAUUUAACGGAUUUACCGCUGAAACCGAGUUAUAAAUCCUCGCUUUUCGAGCCGGGUAGUGAUGUAGAUGAGGAUGUUUUAAGGCAAUUUGAGAAGGAAGUAAAGGAGAAAGUGAAAGUUGCGAGGUUAAUGAUUGCGGAGGCGAAGGAGAGUUAUGAUAAUCAGAUAAAGAUUCAGAAGUUGAAGGAUACAAUUUUUGCUGUUAAUGAGUUGUUGAUCAAGGCGAAGAAGAAUGGAGCGUUUGCUAGCUUGAUUUCUGCCAAGUCGGUGCCGAAGAGUUUGCAUUGUUUGGCAAUGAGGCUUGUGGGGGAGAGGAUUGCCCAUCCGGAGAAGUACAAGGAGGAAGGGUAUAAGGCGGAGUUUGAGGAUCCGAGUUUGUAUCAUUAUGCGAUUUUUUCGGAUAAUGUGAUCGCGGUUUCGGUUGUGAUUAGGUCUGUGGUGAAGAAUGCGGAGGAGCCUUGGAAACAUGUUUUUCAUGUGGUUACGGAUAAGAUGAAUGUUGCAGCUAUGAAGGUUUGGUUUAGGAUGCGGCCUGUGGAAGGCGGUGCGCAUGUGGAGAUUAACGCUGUGGAGGACUUUAGUUUUCUGAAUUCAUCGUAUGUGCCGGUUUUGAAGCAGCUUGAGAGCGCUAAUAUGCAGAAGUUUUAUUUUGAGAAUCAGGCAGAGAAUGCUACCAAAGAUGGGAGUAAUAUGAAGUUUAGGAACCCUAAAUAUAUGUCAAUGUUGAAUCAUCUUCGGUUUUAUUUGCCUGAGAUGUAUCCUAAGCUGCAUAAGAUUCUGUUUUUGGACGAUGAUGUUGUUGUUCAGAAGGAUUUGACUGGUUUGUGGAAGGUUGAUCUGGAUGGUAAGGUGAACGGAGCUGUUGAGACUUGCUUCGGGUCAUUUCAUCGUUAUGCACAGUAUCUGAACUUUUCACAUCCUUUGAUUAAGGAGAGGUUCAACCCCAAGGCUUGUGCUUGGGCUUUUGGGAUGAAUAUAUUUGAUCUUGAUGCUUGGAGGCGUGAGAAAUGCACAGAGCACUAUCAUUAUUGGCAGAGCCUGAAUGAGGAUCGUACUCUUUGGAAAUUGGGUACUCUCCCACCUGGCUUGAUUACCUUCUACUCCACGACAAAGUCACUGGACAAAUCCUGGCAUGUGCUUGGUCUCGGAUAUAAUCCAAGUAUUAGCAUGGAUGAGAUCAGCAACGCUGCUGUCAUUCAUUACAAUGGAAACAUGAAACCUUGGCUUGACAUUGCUAUGAACCAAUACAAGAAUCUCUGGACUAAAUAUGUAGACAAUGAUAUGGAAUUUGUUCAGAUGUGCAAUUUUGGUCUUUAGACGAACACCGCUCGUGCUCCAUUACUGGCCAGGUAGACAGCAACGAGCUGUAAGUGUUCAUACUGAAUUACUUCUAUAUUUCAUGAUUUUGGAUCCAAUCAUUAGUUGUAACUUUCAAAGUUCUGUGUCCAACCAAACUGGUUUUUCUGCGCGCAGAAAUGAUUCUUUUGAAUGAAAUAUUUUCGACGAA